Molecule: messenger RNA, 285 nt
Organism: Pipistrellus nathusii (Nathusius's pipistrelle)
Lineage: Eukaryota; Metazoa; Chordata; Mammalia; Chiroptera; Vespertilionidae
Source: the annotation of a GenBank genome assembly
AUGGUUUACUGCUGGCAAAAAGGGAAGGAUUCAGUCAUUUUUGUGACCAAAGAAGAUCAUGAAACUCCAAGCGAUGCAGAGCUAGUGGCUGAUGAUCCCAAUGAUCCAUACGAGGAGCAUGGGUGGAUCCUGCCAAAUGGAGACAUUAACUGGUACUGCCGGUGCCUUGGUGGAAUGGCUAGCGGUCACUGUGGGGAACAGUUCAAGUCAGCCUGUUCCUGCUUCCACUAUAGCAUGGAGGAUCUCAAAGGGUCAGUGACCGCUUGCCUGCCUGAUUGCCCCUAA